AUGGACCUAGAUGAAGUUCGUGAAAGGAUCCUUGGAACCAAAACACUUCUCAAAAUUCGAGAAGCCUUUUUAGAAGUGAGAAGGGAAGAAAGUAGGAAGAAAAUCAUGUUGGGAACACCCAACUCAGUUACGUACAGCGAGAGCUCUGUAAUGGCAGCAAGAGGGAAUCAGCCCCGACCACCAAAAAAGAAAACUCGCCCCUGGUGUGAUCACUGCAAGAGACCAAGCCAUACAAAGGAAACAUGUUGGAUCAUACAUGGAAAACCUUUAGAGACCAAAUUGUUCAAAUGCAAGGAGGGCAGAGGUAACACAUCAUUUAACAAUCAAGAAGCUGAGGUAUACUCUAACUCAUCUCAUUUUAGAAAAGAACGAAUGGAGGCUCUUCAAAAACCCCUUCAACAAACCAUUUUAACUAAAGAAAAAGGUGGUACUUCCAUAGUGACUCAAAGAGGUAAUUACUUACAUGCUCUAAACACUAGUAAGGAAAAAACAAAAUCAUGGAUUGUUGACUCAGGGGCUUCAGAUCACAUGACUGGAGAUUUUACUUUGUUUAGUAGUUAUUCUCCAUGUCCCUAUAACUAUAAUGUUCGAAUAUCUGAUGGUACACAUUCUAAGGUCAUGAAUUUGGAGUCGGGGAAGACGAUUGGUAAUGAUGAAGAAUGUGUUGGACUCUACCUCCUUCAAGUGGAAAAAUUAGAAGAAAAACUCAAGAAUAAUUAUCAUGUUGCAGCUAUAGUUUCUAGUGAUAAUAAUCUUGUAAUGAUGUGGGAUAUAGGUGUUACUCUCUCCCAUACCAAAUUUUUUUACCAUUCUAUGGGUGUAACCUUCUUUGAAAAUCAACCAUAUUACACCAAAACCAGUAUUCAAGGGGAGCAUAUCGAAAAUUUAGAAUACCAACUUUUUCCUUUUAAACUAACUGAACAUGACAAAAUCUUACCAUACCAAACCGACAACACUCAAUCAGCCGAACCUAUGCCUAAACCAGCUGAAAAAUUACCAGACCAAACCUCUAACAUUCAGCCGAGUGAAAGGACAAAUGAAGCUAUGACGGAAAUAAGACCAAUUAUAAUCUCAAUCAUAUCUCAACAUGAUUGUGAUCCAAAAAAAGGUAAGUGGAAGGGGUUUUGUUUUAAAAAGAGAAGGAAUGAGGUAGAGUCAAGCAGAGCUCCAAUGCAAGGCCAUGAGUCAAAGCAGACUCUAGAAAAUGAAGUUCCCACAGGUAAUAUUCUUCCUAACUCUGAACAUGUUGAUACAAAAAAUAUUGAUAUUCAUAUUGCUAUAAGAAAAGGGGUUGAAACUUGCACUAAACACCCUAUUGGAAAAUAUAUCUCCUAUGGAAAACUAUCACAGAGUUACAGGUCCUUUGUAGCAGUUGUUGACAACAUAAAAAUUCCAAAUAAUAUUCAAGAAGCAUUGCAGAAACCUAAAUGGAUAUCAGUUGUAAGAGAAGAAGUUCAAGCACUUGUAAGAAAUGGCACAUGGGAGAUCACUGCUAUACCAGAAGGGAAGAAAGUAGUAGGAUGCAAGUGGAUAUUUUUAAUUAAGCACAAUGCUGAUGGGAGUAUAAAAAAGUACAAAGCUCGGUUGGUUGCUAAGAGGUUCAGACAAUCAUAUGGGGUGGAUUAUAAGGAUACUUUUGCGCCUGUUGGGAAGCUCAAUUCUGUCCGGGUUCUACUAUCUUUGACAGCAAAUCUAUAUUGA
This is a messenger RNA of Vicia villosa (hairy vetch), 1701 nucleotides long. RefSeq lists its product as uncharacterized. Bases 1 to 1701 code for a protein of 566 amino acids. The record is from RefSeq and is a predicted model, not a curated record. NCBI's taxonomy places the organism in Eukaryota, Viridiplantae, Streptophyta, Magnoliopsida, Fabales, Fabaceae. The transcript is spliced from 3 exons.